This is a messenger RNA of Arabidopsis thaliana (thale cress), 2032 nucleotides long. Its product is annotated as Major facilitator superfamily protein. The transcript is spliced from 3 exons. Bases 345 to 1715 code for a protein of 456 amino acids. NCBI's taxonomy places the organism in Eukaryota, Viridiplantae, Streptophyta, Magnoliopsida, Brassicales, Brassicaceae. Gene Ontology annotation, molecular function: monosaccharide transmembrane transporter activity; transmembrane transporter activity; carbohydrate transmembrane transporter activity. The record is from RefSeq and is marked reviewed. Gene Ontology annotation, cellular component: membrane. Gene Ontology annotation, biological process: monosaccharide transmembrane transport; transmembrane transport.
AAAAGACUCACCUAAAAACCUUCUUUAUCUUUAAUGUAUUCUCUUUGUUCAUUUGGUUUUACAACCAAAAAAAAACAAAAAAAAAACACUUCAUGCGUAAGACAUAAGCAAAAUGGCCGGUGGAGGAUUGGCUCUUGAUGUCUCCAGCGCCGGAAACAUUGAUGCCAAGAUCACAGCCGCAGUUGUCAUGAGUUGCAUUGUGGCUGCCUCAUGUGGUCUCAUUUUUGGCUAUGACAUCGGAAUCUCAGGUUACAAAUUCAAGAACAUAAAAGGAUCAUUUUAUUAAACAAGUAUAUUAGUUAAUUUAUCUUUGAUUAUAAUUUAACAAAGGGGGUGUGACGACUAUGAAGCCGUUUCUUGAGAAAUUCUUUCCAUCGGUUCUUAAAAAAGCUUCGGAAGCUAAGACGAAUGUCUACUGCGUCUACGACAGCCAACUUCUUACGGCCUUCACAUCUAGCCUUUAUGUUGCCGGCUUAGUAGCUUCCUUAGUGGCUAGCCGUCUCACAGCGGCUUAUGGUCGCCGAACCACCAUGAUCCUUGGCGGUUUCACUUUCCUCUUUGGUGCUCUGAUCAAUGGCUUAGCUGCUAACAUCGCCAUGCUCAUCUCCGGUCGGAUUUUGCUAGGAUUUGGUGUCGGUUUCACCAACCAGGCGGCUCCGGUAUAUCUAUCGGAAGUAGCACCACCGCGAUGGCGUGGAGCAUUCAACAUCGGCUUUUCAUGCUUCAUCAGUAUGGGAGUAGUAGCAGCCAAUCUAAUAAAUUACGGUACCGAUAGUCACCGUAACGGCUGGCGUAUCUCGCUAGGUCUAGCUGCUGUACCAGCCGCGAUCAUGACCGUGGGAUGUCUAUUCAUUUCCGACACACCUUCUAGCCUCUUGGCGCGUGGGAAACACGAUGAAGCUCACACGUCGCUGCUUAAGCUACGUGGCGUCGAAAACAUAGCUGACGUGGAAACCGAGCUAGCAGAGUUGGUUAGGUCAAGCCAGCUAGCCAUUGAGGCUAGAGCCGAACUGUUUAUGAAGACGAUAUUGCAGAGACGGUAUAGGCCUCAUCUUGUGGUUGCUGUGGUGAUACCAUGUUUUCAACAGUUAACUGGAAUAACGGUGAACGCGUUCUAUGCGCCGGUUCUGUUUCGAUCGGUUGGGUUUGGUUCUGGUCCGGCUCUUAUUGCGACGUUCAUACUCGGGUUUGUUAAUCUUGGUUCGCUUCUUCUCUCAACAAUGGUUAUUGACCGGUUUGGUAGACGGUUUUUGUUCAUUGCUGGCGGUAUUCUGAUGCUUCUCUGUCAGAUUGCAGUGGCUGUGUUACUAGCUGUGACAGUGGGAGCCACCGGGGACGGAGAGAUGAAGAAGGGUUACGCCGUGACGGUGGUGGUGUUACUUUGCAUAUACGCAGCUGGGUUUGGAUGGUCGUGGGGGCCAUUAAGCUGGCUUGUCCCAAGUGAGAUAUUCCCACUCAAGAUACGACCAGCUGGUCAGAGCUUAAGCGUUGCCGUGAACUUCGCCGCAACGUUUGCUCUCUCUCAAACGUUCUUAGCAACGCUCUGCGAUUUCAAGUACGGUGCUUUCUUGUUUUACGGCGGUUGGAUCUUUACAAUGACGAUAUUCGUCAUCAUGUUCUUGCCCGAGACCAAAGGGAUACCUGUGGAUUCUAUGUAUCAAGUUUGGGAGAAGCAUUGGUAUUGGCAACGGUUUACUAAACCGACGUCAACUUAAAAGAUGCAAUAUUGCAAUGGGUUCGCAUUUUCAAUGGAUUAUGUUUAUUAAUUAGUUAGGAUUAAAAGGAUAUAUGAGUCAUGACUAAUCAGUAAUCACAAUAUUGUUUUAAUAUCGAAGUUGCAUUGGUAACUUGGAACAAGUAUACGUUCGAGAACAUAUUGUUUUAACCACGUAGCUACGUGGUAAGGUGGGAGGUCAACUGACCCCAACAGAUUUUGUAAAUUAUAAAUAUUUAUUUGUAUUUUAAUUUUUAAGUGUAAAACUUAAGUGAACUGGUUAAUAAUGUUUAUGAUGAUCCCUAUAUCUUUUGUUCU